Messenger RNA from Rhineura floridana, 5638 nucleotides. RefSeq names its product VPS39 subunit of HOPS complex (gene VPS39). Bases 202 to 2829 code for a protein of 875 amino acids. The record is from RefSeq and is a predicted model, not a curated record. Gene Ontology annotation, cellular component: cytoplasm; membrane. Gene Ontology annotation, biological process: intracellular protein transport; endosomal vesicle fusion; vesicle-mediated transport. The transcript is spliced from 25 exons. Lineage: Eukaryota; Metazoa; Chordata; Lepidosauria; Squamata; Rhineuridae.
CCCGAAGGAGGAGUCUGGUCCCGGAAGUGAAGAGGAAACCGGAAAUGUCGCACCGGGUCUGGGCUGGGUUUGAAAGGAGGCGUCUCCUGCUACUGUGAGAUCCUGUAGGGUGCCGCCUGAGGGGUCUUCUCGGUGGGCCGCUGCAGUUGCGCCCUUGUCGUGAAGGAGUGGCCGAGCCGCCGCCGAGUCGCCAUCAUCAUCAUGCACGACGCCUUUGAGCCGGUGCCGAUUCUGGAAAAACUGCCGCUGCAGAUCGACUGCUUGGCUGCGUGGGAAGAAUGGCUCCUCGUUGGGACAAAACAAGGGCACCUUUUGCUUUACAGAAUUCGAAAGGAAACUGGUUGCAACAGGUUUGAAGUGACACUUGAGAAAUCAAACAAGAACUUCUCCAAGAAGAUUCAGCAGAUCCAUGUUGUAUCCCAAUUCAAAAUUUUGAUCAGUUUGUUAGAAAACAACAUUUAUGUUCAUGACCUGUUGACAUUUCAGCAGAUCACUGCAGUUUCCAAGGCAAAGGGUGCAACUCUCUUCACCUGUGACCUGAAGCACUCUGAUACAGGUGAAGAGGUCUUGAGGAUGUGUGUGGCGGUGAGAAAGAAGCUACAGCUGUAUUACUGGAAGGACAGAGAGUUUUAUGAGCUGCAGGGAGACUUGAGCGUGCCAGAUGUACCCAAAUCAAUGGCAUGGUGUGAAGAUUCAAUCUGUGUGGGUUUCAAGAGGGAAUAUUAUUUGAUAAAGGUGGAUGGGAAAGGAUCCAACAAAGAACUCUUCCCUACAGGAAAGCAACUUGAACCCCUGGUAGCCCCUUUGGCAGAUGGGAAAGUUGCUGUAGGCCAAGAUGACCUUACUGUUGUAUUAAAUGAAGAAGGGAACUGUACACAGAAAUGUGCCUUGAACUGGACUGAUAUCCCAAUAGCCAUGGAACAUCAGCCUCCGUACAUUGUGGCAGUACUACCACGAUACGUAGAGAUUCGUACUCUUGAGCCCCGUCUCCUGGUGCAGAGUAUUGAGCUACAGAGGCCACGCUUCAUUACUUCUGGAGGUGCAAAUAUUGUGUAUGUGGCCAGCAAUCAUUUUGUUUGGCGUCUCAUUCCGGUUUCCAUUGCAACCCAGAUCCAGCAGCUUCUUCAAGAUAAGCAAUUUGAAUUGGCUCUGCAGUUGGCAGAUAUGAAGGAUGACUCUGAUUCUGAAAAGCGACAACAGAUCCAUCAUAUUAAGAAUCUGUAUGCCUUCAAUCUUUUCUGCCAAAAACGCUUUGAUGAAUCCAUGCAAGUCUUUGCCAAGCUUGGAACAGAUCCUACCCAUGUGAUGGGUCUAUAUCCUGAACUGUUGCCCAGUGAUUACAAGAAACAGCUCCAGUAUCCCAACCCGGUGCCCAUUCUCUCUCCAGCAGAGCUGGAGAAAGCACACUUGGCACUUAUAGACUACCUAACUCAGAAAAGAAGUCAGUUAGUGAAAGUGCUGAAUGACUCAGACCAUCAGUCCACCACUUCUCCCCUCAUGGAGGGGACUCCCACCAUCAAAUCAAAGAAGAAGUUGCUGCAGAUCAUUGAUACAACCCUGUUGAAAUGCUACCUCCAUACCAAUGUAGCCCUAGUGGCGCCACUAUUGCGACUGGAAAACAAUCACUGCCAUAUUGAAGAAAGUGAGCAUGUGCUCAAGAAAGCUCACAAAUACAGUGAGCUGAUCAUUCUGUAUGAGAAGAAAGGUCUUCAUGAAAAAGCUUUACAAGUGUUAGUGGAUCAGUCAAAGAAAGCUAACUCUCCAUUGAAGGGCCAUGAGAGGACUGUGCAGUAUUUACAACAUUUGGGUACAGACAACUUGGAUUUAAUAUUUUCCUAUUCUGUUUGGGUACUUAGAGACUUUCCUGAAGAUGGAUUGAAAAUAUUUACAGAAGAUCUUCCUGAAGUAGAGUCUCUCCCACGAAAAAAAGUCCUCAGCUUCUUGAUAGAGAACUUUAAAAACUUGGCUGUUCCCUACUUGGAGCAUAUAAUCAAUAUCUGGGAAGAAGAUGGUUCAGAGUUCCACAACUGCUUGAUUCAGCUGUACUGUGAGAAAGUGCAAGGCUUAAUGAAGGAAUAUCUCAGCUCUCUUCCUCCAGAUAAUACACAAGUGGCAGCUGGAGAGGAGGAGGGAGAACUAGGAGAGUACAGACAUAAGCUGCUUUUCUUCCUGGAGACUUCCAGCUGCUAUAAUGCUGAGCAGCUCAUCAGUGACUUCCCCUUUGAUGGCCUCUUAGAAGAACGUGCUCUACUGCUGGGACGUAUGGGGAAUCAUGAACAAGCCCUUUUUAUAUAUGUUCAUAUCCUGAAGGAUACCACAAUGGCUGUAAAUUACUGUCACAAAAACUAUGAUAAAAGUAAAGAUGGCAACAAAGAUGUAUACCUGUCUCUUCUCCGGAUGUACCUGUCUCCACCUAGUGUUCACUGCUUGGGACCAAUCAAGAUGAAACUAUUGGAGCCUCAAGCCAAUCUCCAGGAUGCAUUGCAGGUUUUAGAACUUCAUCAUAGCAAGUUGGACACUACCAAAGCAAUAAACCUCCUCCCAGCAAAUACUCAAAUUAGAGAGAUCCGAAUCUUCUUGGAAAAAGUCCUUGAAGAAAAUGCCCAGAGGAAGCGAUUCAAUCAAAUACUUAAAAACCUUCUCCAUGCUGAAUUCCUGAGAGUACAGGAGGAACGGAUUUUACUUCAGCAAGUGAAGUGCAUAAUCACAGAGGAAAAACUUUGCAAUGUGUGUAAAAAAAAGAUCGGAAAUAGUGCCUUUGCCCGCUAUCCCAAUGCAAUGGUUGUGCAUUAUUUUUGUUCCAAAGAAGUCGGUGCAGCAGACACCUGAAAGGAUUGUCAUGCAUAACAUGAACUGCAGUAGCCAUGGUGCUCACACAGAAAGAGACAAAAGAGCAUUACAAGUCUAAGGAAUCUUCUGAGGCAUAUUACUUACAAACAACCAUAGCCCCAUGUUGCUUUACCAGAUGACUCACCAUGUAAUCUGCCAAUAUUGGCAUAGUAGGAAAACAGGAAUCUAACUAUUCUUUUAUGUACUUGGCAGCAGGUUAACCUCAUAGCACUUCAGCAUGAGGAAGAAUGAAAGCUAUAUUGCAAUGAGAUGCCAUUGCACUCCAGAUUUUGGAAGACCAAGUAGUGUUAAAAAUUGUAUUAACAAGGCAAAAAUAUGUUUUGUGUUGGAUUCUAUAUUUUGAGCAUAGCUGGGAAAAAUUGUGUGAUAGUUUCAUCGGCAUUACAUUGAGAUCUACUUUUAUCAGCCACUUGGAGACAGGCACUACCAGAAAGGCUGUACGCAGAUUUUCCUUCCUGCUAGUGUUGGAUAUAAGUAGGUUCUGGCCAGCGAACUUUAUCCUUUGUACCUGAAGUGGUUAUCGCCACUGUUAUAAAAGUUCCAAGGGAACUAGUCUGAUACAAUAUGAUCAGAACUGGAAAAUGUGUAUUUUUUUAGUUUUGGUUUUUUGAGAGGCAUGUAAAUAUGAAUGAACAAACUAUUUGCACUGUGUAAAGUUGCUUCCAUUAUGAGUGGAAUGAAAAGUGGCAAUGAUUUUCUGAAGGAUGGGGGAACUAGCAUCUGCACUUGCACCAAAAAGUUAAAAGAGCAACUUUUUAAAAAAUCUGAUUUCAAAAGAAGGCUUUUAUUAUCUGGUCUAUACUUUGGAGUCGCCAUUGCAUUGAAAUGGUUAAAUCUUUAUGCACUCUCUAGCUUUUGAGUAAAGCAGACACUUAUUUUCAUGUCAGUAUUUUGAGUUCUUUAUAACUGUUCACACUGGUGUUCCUCUGUGGCUUUGUGUACCCUUAUAACUUUAAUACUGAAAACUCCUGGGCUGCAAUACGUGCCCUUGCAGGCUGUAAUAUUAUUUCUAACAUUGUUCCUCAAAGGCUAAUCUGUUAUGAAGGUGAUAAACAUGUAUGUGAGAGGUCGCAUAAAAGUAAAAACAAUCUGAGCAGCAGUUGAACAAAGACUUGUGUUAGGAGCAAUUGUUUCAGUGUAUCUGAAUGGGGAAAUUAUAGCUAUUUAUUAUUAUUAUUAUUAUUAUUAUUAUUUUAAACUGUAAUCAUACAGUGAUUUGGGGCAUGCAUUUAUAUUUUUUGCUUGAAAUUCAUCAUUGUCGCCAAGUAAGUUGAAGAAAUAAAGAUUAAGGAAAAGCUGUUUAGAUUUCACUAACAGUAUGUUUGCUAAAAUCUCAAGUUAACCUGUUGAAGUACAAGGAUAAUUUUAGUCCAUAAUUUGAUCUACUGCAAAACAGCUUGGCAUUUUCUAAUAGCUGCCUCCCUGGUUACUUUAAGUACAUUGCCAGUGAAGUCUGUCCUCAAGGUCACAUCUGUUUCUCUGUUAUGUACCUAACCAAUUGUGUGUUACUGCUGGUUUGGGAUUUGUUUUUGUGCUAUGAUUACAAUGACUUUUGGUACGUUAUUGACUUCUUCAUACAGAAGAGAUGCAUACAAUGCCAUUAGAUCAUGUUUGUGCAUUUGUUCAGGUUCCUUUGUUUCUAGACUAGAUCAGGCACUACAGUUGAGGACGAGAUGAGAUAUUCAUAUGUAACAAACAGCAAAAGGGAGCUAUUGUGUAGAAACUAUGAGCCUUGCAGUCCAUUUUGACACAGCAAUGAUCUCUGCUGCCAGUAAAGCCACGUGCUCCACUGAGGUUUCUCAAGUGUACUUUUCUUCUUCACAGCAAAGCUUUUAUGUGUCUCAGUUCAGCUUCUGCAGAGAUGUGGCUUGUGCUAUAAUUGCCUGCUCGUAGCCUUGCACAGUAUCUGAGAUUUACUAACUGUACAGCAGGUUAAUUUAAAGCAAUAAAUUAUAAAGAUUUGGGAAACUAUCAUGUUCUUUUUUCCUUAAAAACAAAUAUUUAUAUUGUAUUUCCUUUUCAGAAUUAGUUGUGUGUACUCCCCAAUAUUCAUCUUCAGUUACCAUUAAGGUUUUAGUAAGGGCUCUGUAAUUCAGACAAAGGAUGUUCACAAUCCAGCUCCAAAAGGUGAGGCACAGUUGGUGCACUACAACAGUUUGCUUUUUAAGUUUGAGCCACUGGAUCUACAGUACCUAUCUUGUCAGCCUUCUGAAGUUCAGGUUUUUAAAAUCAUGCUCCGCUAUUAUUUCAGAAGCAGUUCCCGUUUAGGCUAUACUGCCUUUAAACAAUAUUUUGCUUAUCUAUGAAAACCAAGUUGAAUAAGUUCUUGAAAUGUUAACAGAUUUUCAUGUUGGUAAUGCAAGGCCAGAGAGAGGCAAUAAAUUAUAAUUAUUUCUAUUGACUUUCUUUCUUAAGCAGUCGCAUUGACCCUUUAAUAGAUCUGUCCAGGAAUAAAUGGGCUGUGAUGUGCACAGUAUUUAGAUUUCUGUUGUCCUAUCUUGAGCAUUCAUUGUGACUUACUAUAGCAUAAGAAUCUCAGUGUACUGGCAUUGCAUUAGUGACAUGGAAAGCCUCAAGUUGUUUUAAGAGAUUGAGUAUAUGCUGACAGAAUGUAGAUGGGUAAACAACCCUUAAGUCGCAUUUGUAAAUAGUGUAUGAAGUACACUGUAUUAAGACCACCAGGUCAGUCUCAGUAUGUAAAAAGGUGAAAAACUGGAGCUUGAAACUGCUCUCAUAACCUCUGUUGUUUCUAUUGUUGCUAUUAAAAAUGAUCCAUUUCUAGUAAUUA